AUGGGUUCUGGAAGCUCCAAGCCGCAAGGCUCGCAAUACGUCUUUGCUGCAGACAGUCCCGUCAGCUUCUCACCUUCCGUCGUCGACUCGCUACAGAACAGCCCUGAGACCGACUCAACCCGCUCGCGCAACCUCGAACUCCAGAUCCAACAGCGCGUAACAGCCGAACUCGAGCGCAUCCGCGAACAAGAAGCCCAACGCCUUGCCCAAUACACCGAGUCUCUGACUCCUUCUUCCCCCGACUCCUCUAACGACUCCUCCUCCUCGGACCCUUCACUCACCGAAAAGAUCUCGUCCGCCCUCACACCCUCCUCAUCGCAAACCAAAUCCCGCAGCAACGACAGCGUAAGCAAAGAAGUUGCCGAACUGCGUAACAAGCUCGAGCGCCGCAAGAAACUCGAACAAACCGAUCCUGCACUUGAAAAGGCCAAGGAGGGGCUUGUGCAGUGUUUGAGGGUGAAUGAUCGUAGACCUUUGGAUUGUUGGGAGCAGGUUGAGGCUUUCAAGGCUGAGGUUGCUAAGCUGGAGCAAAAGUUUGUUGACAGAGCUUUGCGAUGA
Molecule: messenger RNA, 558 nt
Organism: Aureobasidium melanogenum CBS 110374
Lineage: Eukaryota; Fungi; Ascomycota; Dothideomycetes; Dothideales; Saccotheciaceae
Product: DUF1690-domain-containing protein
Exons: 3
Coding region: 1-558 (185 amino acids)
Source: RefSeq, a predicted model, not a curated record